AUGAGUGUACUUUUAACAAAUGAUAUUCCAAGUCAUACGUCGCAAUCCUACGAUUCAGAUCGGCAAUCGUACGCGGUUAUUGGUGGAGGUGCCCAUAAAACGAGUGGUACCUAUCUAUUGCCAGCACUAGAGCGACCCAAGCGCUUGAGUAUUAACAGCACAACAGCGAUGAGCAAUACGGUUGCAGAUGGUCAACCGAGCCGCGAGAGGAAUCUGAGACGUCAUGGAACUGAGCCGGCCAGGAGACGAGGUAGCCACUUCAUAUUGUUUGCAAUAUCCGGAUAUCUCUUGCGUGCUCAGUAUCUCACUAUUACAUGA
Messenger RNA from Anisakis simplex (herring worm), 318 nucleotides. NCBI's taxonomy places the organism in Eukaryota, Metazoa, Nematoda, Chromadorea, Rhabditida, Anisakidae. The record is from the annotation of a GenBank genome assembly.